Messenger RNA from Oncorhynchus gorbuscha (pink salmon), 1730 nucleotides. Its product is annotated as forkhead box protein H1-like. Gene Ontology annotation, biological process: regulation of DNA-templated transcription. Gene Ontology annotation, molecular function: sequence-specific DNA binding; DNA-binding transcription factor activity. NCBI's taxonomy places the organism in Eukaryota, Metazoa, Chordata, Actinopteri, Salmoniformes, Salmonidae. The record is from RefSeq and is a predicted model, not a curated record.
CCCCCUCCUGCCCGACAGUGCAGCCCCCUGGAUGAUCAGCAUGACAAAGCACUGGGGGGGUCAGAGCCUGCUGGCACCACCCGCUCUCCUACCUGCGCUCUCCUAGCCUGGGAGGCCACCACGACCAUCAACUUGACUUCCAUAUCCAUCCUCUGAUUGCCACAGCGCGGUGCUCUGCAGCCUAACACGGGCCUUCCUACUCAACCCAGGUGCCAGUCCAACAGCCUCCACGGCUGGAAAAGCUUGCCCCUGCCCAGUUCAGCUGGGCCACAGCGCCCAUGGAUAAAGCGAUGCAGCCAAACCACCACGGACCGCCCGGGUCAUCCUACCAGCCGUCGCCCGAGCUCAACAAAGAUGGGCCGAUCACGGAGGAAUCUUGGGACCAGACGAAAAAUGGAAAGAAAAAAAACUAUCAGCGCUACCCCAAACCACCCUACUCCUACCUCGCAAUGAUUGCCAUGGUCAUCCAAAAUUCUUCAGAGAAGAAGCUUACGUUGUCUGAGAUUCUAAAGGAGAUCAGUACACUUUUCCCUUUUUUCAAAGGGAACUACAAAGGCUGGCGGGACUCAGUGCGACACAACCUCUCUUCCUAUGACUGCUUUGUUAAGGUACUGAAGGAUCCUGGGAAGCCCCAGGGGAAGGGGAACUUCUGGGCCGUGGAAGUGAGCCGGGUGCCGCUGGAGCUCCUCAAGAGGCAGAACACUGCUGUGUCACGCCAGGAUGAGACCAUCUUCGCCCAGGAUCUUGCUCCUUACAUCCUGCAUGGGCACCAACAUAAGCCAGAUGCAGAGCCCCCGGCCCCCCCCACCACCAAUCCUCUAUCCCCCAUGCCCACCAGACAGCUCUCCCCCUCUCAGGAGGACCUGUACCGGCCCAAGCUGGACUCGUCCUUUGCCAUUGACUCCCUCCUCCACAGCCUGAGACCGGCCAGCGAAGCAGGAGAACCCGACAGGGGCAGGGACUGCUGGGGGGUGGAGCCCCACUCUCGUCCUUCCCCUCCUCCAUGCGCUCGCUACUCCUCCUCCGCCCGCAGCGCCUCAGCGAGCUCCGUCAGCCCCGCCUCGUCUUCCGAUGAGGACUGGAGGGGCGUGUCGCAAGGCGGGAAGCAGGUGCCCGAGGGCGAGGCGGGAUCAGACGGGUACGAGGACAGCAGACCCCCUCCACACAAGACUGCCCGCCGAGGCUGCCCCCCUCCCUGGGAGCUUCCCACCUCAUAUGCCAAGUACACACCGCCCAAUGCCGUGGCCCCGCCCAGCAUGCGUUUUAACGGAGGCCCUCUGAUGCCUCUGGGCAUGCCUCUGUAUGGUUACGGAGGGUCUCCUGUCACAUCCAGCCAUUUUGUAGGUCAUGCCUACUGGCCCCUCUUACCCAGCGGGCGCCCUCCCCUCAUUAUGGACCUGGACACUAUGCUCCAGUCAGUACCGCCCAAUAAGAGUGUGUUUGAUGUGCUGGGUCCACCCAAUCAGUCGUCUCACCAGCCUGCUGGUCAGUAUGCCCUGCAGAGUGAACCCCCUCUCAGACGUUAUCCCCAUUAUUGACUAUGACUCAAAUCAAGCAAGCACCGAACAUAUUGUAAGUGCAAUGCAGGGAUAAGAAUGACCUAUCCGUACAAACUUAACUUCGUGUCCACAUUUAUUAAAUGUUUACAGAAGACCAAAUUGUAAAUUCAAAUGUACAACCACUAAUAUCUACCUCAAAUAUACAACCACUAAUAUCUACCUCAAAUAUAC